UCCUGGCUAAAAUCUUGUUUUAAACAAUUUUUUCCUCCAACUUCUUCUUGUGUUCUUGGUGUUCUCUAACCAUCUGUACACUGGGGAGGCGGUGAUACACAGCAUAUGCUUCCUCCUUAUUUAAUGUCACCUUCAGUUCAGAAGCGAUAUGUUUCCUAAUUAAAAGACAACUUUACAAGAGAAGCGUACCUAACAAAACGUCUAGGUGACUUUUUGUUCAUUGAUUCCAAAGACACAAUCAGCCCCCGCUAUUUAGUGGAUACUAAGCUCUGGGGCUACAUGGAAGAACCACGCAGACACUCUUCCUGCCUUCAACAGCUUACAGUUAAGUUUUGGUAGCAAACAUUUGAAACAUAACGAAGCUUUUGGUUACUUAAAAGAAUUCUAUGGUGUUAGGGGGUAACACAAACCUGUUUUGUAAACCUGUAUCUUUAUACAGGGAAUAUGCUUAAUCUGCUACAGUAUACAGGAAUGCGGGAAUGUUUCUUCCUCUGGGCUGCCUUUCGUACCACCUGGCUGGAUGGAACACCUGUUCACUCCACUUUCCACUUGGGCUACAAACCUGAAAUGAAAUCUUUGCAACCAGUACAGCCUGCGCGGGGCGGGGCCCAGUCCUUCCCCCUUCGGAUGCGCAGAAGCAGAGGUCACCACGCUGGACCCCUCGAUUUCCUCGCGGGCGGUUCCCGGCUCCUUCACCACCCCAGCGCUUCAAGACCCCCGCCCUUUGGCCUGAGGCUCCCACUGCCCUAGCCAGUUCCCGGGCUCACUUCCAGCUUCUCCAGAAAGCUUGGCCACGCCCCUCGGCCCAGACUCUCAGGCCACUCGGCCGCAAUUAACCCUCGUCUCGCUGCCUUUUUAGGCCCCUCCCUCUCAGUCGUGCCCUUCCCAUGUCUUAGGCCCCGUCUCACCCUUUCGGAUGCCUCCCCUAGGACCCUACCACUUUCCACCCCUUUCCGUCUGUUAUUUGUCCCCAACUUGCGCCCGCACAAGCCCCUCUGGAACGCCCCUGCCGCGUGAGUGCCCCUCGUCCCCGCUCAGGAGAGGAAGAGCCUGCCUGCCGCGCAUUUCUGGCCUGGGGAGCGGGUGGAGUAAACCUGCGGGAACCAUUUUACGACAACGUGCGGCUGUGCGGCGUGGCUGACGGCAAAGCCGCGCUGCUGUUGGAGAGGUCACUCCGGAGACGGCGUUGGUGUUGGGGUGUGGGGGGUUGGUGGCACUAUGUGGCGCGUCUGUGCGCGACGGGCCCAGAAUGUAGCCCCAUGGGCGGGACUCGAGGCUCGGUGGACGGCCUUGCAGGAGGUACCCGGAACUCCACGAGUGUCCUCGCGAUUUGACCCGGCUCCGGCUCGUCGCAACAGCGCGACUACAGUGUAUGGAGGGGUCCGGGCACUGUGCGGCUGGACCCCCAGCUCUGGGGCCACGCCGCGGAACCGCCUACUGCUGCAGCUUUUGGGGUCGCCCGGCCGCCGCUGUUACAGUCUUCCCCCGCAUCAGAAGGUUCCAUUGCCUUCUCUUUCCCCCACAAUGCAGGCAGGCACCAUAGCCCGUUGGGAAAAAAAAGAGGGGGACAAAAUCAACGAAGGUGACCUAAUUGCAGAAGUUGAAACUGAUAAAGCCACUGUUGGAUUUGAGAGCCUGGAGGAGUGUUAUAUGGCAAAGAUACUUGUUGCUGAAGGUACCAGGGAUGUUCCCAUUGGAGCGAUCAUCUGUAUCACAGUUGGCAAGCCUGAAGAUAUUGAGGCUUUUAAAAAUUAUACAUUGGAUUCCUCGCCAGCACCUACCCCACAGGCGGCCCCAGCACCAACCCCUGCUGCCACUGCUUCGCCACCUAUACCUUCUGCUCAGGCUCCUGGUAGCUCAUAUCCCCCUCACAUGCAGGUACUUCUUCCUGCCCUCUCUCCCACCAUGACCAUGGGCACAGUUCAGAGAUGGGAAAAAAAAGUGGGUGAGAAGCUAAGUGAAGGAGAUUUACUGGCAGAGAUAGAGACUGACAAAGCCACUAUAGGUUUUGAAGUACAGGAAGAAGGUUAUCUGGCAAAAAUCCUGGUCCCUGAAGGCACAAGAGAUGUCCCUCUAGGAACCCCACUCUGUAUCAUUGUAGAAAAAGAGGCAGAUAUAUCAGCAUUUGCUGACUAUAGGCCAACUGAAGUAACAGAUUUAAAACCACAAGCACCACCACCUACCCCACCCCCGGUGGCCACUGUUCCUCCAACUCCUCAGCCUUUAGCUCCUACACCUUCAGCACCCUACCCUGCUACUCCUGCUGGACCAAAGGGAAGGGUGUUUGUUAGCCCUCUUGCAAAGAAGUUGGCAGUAGAGAAAGGGAUUGAUCUUACACAAGUAAAAGGGACAGGACCAGAUGGUAGAAUCACCAAGAAGGAUAUUGACUCUUUUGUGCCUAGUAAAGCUGCUCCUGCUCCAGCAGCUGUUGUGCCUCCCACAGGUCCUGGAAUGGCACCAGUUCCUACAGGUGUCUUCACAGAUAUCCCAAUUAGCAACAUUCGUCGGGUUAUUGCACAGCGAUUAAUGCAAUCAAAGCAAACCAUACCUCAUUAUUACCUUUCUAUAGAUGUAAAUAUGGGAGAAGUUUUGUUGGUACGGAAAGAACUUAAUAAGAUUUUAGAAGGGAGAAGCAAAAUUUCUGUCAAUGACUUCAUCAUAAAAGCUUCAGCUUUGGCAUGUUUAAAAGUUCCCGAAGCAAAUUCUUCUUGGAUGGACACAGUUAUAAGACAAAAUCAUGUUGUUGAUGUCAGUGUUGCAGUCAGUACUCCUGCAGGACUCAUCACACCUAUUGUGUUUAAUGCACAUAUAAAAGGACUGGAAACCAUUGCCAAUGAUGUUGUUUCUUUAGCAGCCAAAGCAAGAGAGGGUAAACUACAGCCACACGAAUUCCAGGGUGGCACUUUUACAAUCUCCAAUUUAGGAAUGUUUGGAAUUAAGAAUUUCUCUGCUAUUAUUAACCCACCUCAAGCAUGUAUUUUGGCAAUUGGUGCUUCAGAGGAUAAACUGGUUCCAGCAGAUAAUGAAAAAGGGUUUGAUGUGGCUAGCAUGAUGUCUGUUACACUCAGUUGUGAUCACCGGGUGGUGGAUGGAGCAGUUGGAGCCCAGUGGCUUGCUGAGUUUAGAAAGUACCUUGAAAAACCUGUCACCAUGUUGUUGUAACUAACUCAAGAAUUUCUAAACUCUCCCAGGUCACAGUGAUUCAUUCUUAUCAAGAUAUUUAUGUUAUUAAACAGGUGGUUCUUUUUAUUUUAACCAGUUAUUUUUAUUAUUGAGUCUGUCCAGAUAAGCUAUUUAUAAUGGGCAUUACUGAAUUUUUAAAAUGCCAAUUACACCCAAAUAUUGUGCACAUUUAAUAAUCCGACACCAGAUUUUUAGCUCUGUACUCCUAAUUAAGGGACAUGUGGCCUUGCCUAGCCCUCUGGUGAUAAGUACUUCCACAAGGAAAUGUAGAAUAGGUAGAACCUAAAGAAAAGGACAUAAAGGUAACCCGGAUGGAACCUUGAAAUUCUGAAAUUUAAUCACCUAAAAUGUUCUCCUUAGAUGUGAGAGAAGGAGAAAUCAGGAAAAUUAAUUCUCGUGGGGGAAGGGCUUGAAUUGAAGCUUUACUUUAGAAUUUAAUCCUGGUUUGAAAUUUUCCAUUACAUGAUCUUGGUUUACCAUCGAUGGGAAGGGUAGAAAACUUCAAGGAAAAUAAGUGAAAUUUUCAAAGUCAACAUUUUCUUAGACCUUUUCAGCUGAUUGUUUAUUUUUCUAUGAAUCCCUAUACAUGGUUGUUUCCCCUCCUCUUGAGAUAAUCUAAAUAUAAACCAGCUACUUGAUAUAAAUGA
Molecule: messenger RNA, 3830 nt
Organism: Cercocebus atys (sooty mangabey)
Lineage: Eukaryota; Metazoa; Chordata; Mammalia; Primates; Cercopithecidae
Gene: DLAT
Product: dihydrolipoamide S-acetyltransferase
Exons: 14
Coding region: 1219-3162 (647 amino acids)
Biological process (GO): pyruvate decarboxylation to acetyl-CoA
Cellular component (GO): pyruvate dehydrogenase complex
Molecular function (GO): dihydrolipoyllysine-residue acetyltransferase activity
Source: RefSeq, a predicted model, not a curated record